Molecule: messenger RNA, 435 nt
Organism: Ilex paraguariensis (yerba mate)
Lineage: Eukaryota; Viridiplantae; Streptophyta; Magnoliopsida; Aquifoliales; Aquifoliaceae
Source: the annotation of a GenBank genome assembly
AUGCAAAAAACACUGAGCACAAUAUCAUAUGAUAAUAAGCAGAGGUUACAUUGUCCAAAGAAUGAUCCUAUUGCAGCUAGUACCAUUUCCAGUUAUGGGAAGUGGAGUGGUGAAAAGUCUGGAAGCUCAAUGAAUAGAGCAUGUUUGGAAGAAGAGGUGUUUUCUCCAGAUCAGAUAGCAUCCUUCUCUAUCACUUUUCUAAGCCAUUUCACUGCUACCCAAUCUGAUUCUUCUAUAUUUGGCUUUCAAGAUUUUGCGGUUAUGAGAGGACUUUCUAGUGUAUUUCACGUGGAAGCCAUUGCGACUUUCAAAGCAAUGAAGCUGGCUAUUGAUAUGGGUUAUACUUACAUCAUGUUGGAGGGAGAUUCUAAAGAGAUAAUUGAAGUGUUAAAGGAGAAAAAGCCAAGUUUGGCAGAUAUUGGGAUUUGUACAUGA